Arctia plantaginis is the source of this 501-nucleotide messenger RNA. Lineage: Eukaryota; Metazoa; Arthropoda; Insecta; Lepidoptera; Erebidae. The record is from the annotation of a GenBank genome assembly.
AUGGCAGACGUACUAGAUAUUGAAAAUUCUGAGGAAUUUGAGGUUGACGAAGACGGCGAACAGGGAAUUGCUCGUUUGAAAGAGAAGGCGCGAAAACGCAAAGGAAGAGGUUUCGGUAGUGAAGCAGGAAGUGGUGGCGCUUCAGAAAGAGGAAAUCGAGGAAGAUAUGACAGCCUUGCUCCAGAAGGCGACGGCAAUACUCCAGGGCCUCAGAGAUCUGUAGAAGGAUGGAUCUUAUUUGUCAGCAACGUUCAUGAAGAGGCCCAGGAAGAAGACAUACAGAACCAGUUCUCAGAGUUUGGAGAAAUUAAAAACAUUCACUUAAACCUGGAUCGACGCACUGGAUUCCUCAAAGGUUAUGCGCUAGUUGAAUAUGAAACCUAUAAGCAGGCAGCUAGCGCGCGCGAAGCCCUGGACGGAGCCGACAUCCUGGGACAACCCAUUUCAGUGGACUGGUGCUUUGUCAAAGGUCCUACCAAAGGGCACAAGAAGAGGCGAUAG